AUGUCCAUAUAUACCGAUAAUAAUCCACCACCGUUUCUUCCGCCAUGUCAUCACAGACAACCGCCAACGCCGAUCCGCCUGUGGAUCUUCGGGUACGGGCUGCAGUGCCUGCUGCACGUGGUGCUGGUGUGGCUCGAGUACCGCCGCCGGAACCAAAGGAAUUCGCGGCGUCAGCGAAGGACGAGUGGCAUAGAAAGCGAGGAUGUUGAUAGCUUUGAGGAUGCCAACGAUAGUGACGAUGAUGAUGUUGGUGAUGGAAACUCUUCUCACUCCGGAUUCACAAAACGAUGUGAGUCGUUUAAUACGGGGAUUUCAUUCCUUUGGUGGAUAGUGGGCUUUUACUGGGUUGUCUCUGGUGGUGAUAUACUUCUGCAAGAUGCCCCACGCUUAUACUGGUUGGCUGUUGUGUUUUUGGCAUUUGACGUCUUCUUUGCUAUCUUUUGUGUUGUUUUGGCAUGCUUAAUUGGCAUUGCCCUCUGUUGUUGUUUGCCUUGCAUCAUUGCUAUUCUCUAUGCUGUUGCAGGACAGGAAGGUGCGUCAGAGGCAGAUCUCAGUAUAAUUCCAAAAUACAGAUUUGAAAUUUUAAGCGAUGAGGAAAAGCCUACUGGGGGAGCUGGGAGAAUGGUUCCCAUUGAAACCAGUAGUGGAUAUGUUGCAAACGAACGGACACUUUUGCCAGAGGAUGCGGAAUGUUGCAUAUGCCUUUGUCCUUACGAGGAUGGAACAGAGCUCCAUGCUCUUCCGUGCAAUCAUCAUUUUCAUUCUUUAUGCAUAGUGAAAUGGCUAAAGAUGAAUGCAACUUGUCCUCUUUGCAAGUACAAUAUUCUCAAAGGAAAUGAACAAGUGUGAUGAAAAGUAAAAGCCCUACUCAGUGUUUCCACGGCUGUUGUCUAUAUGUAUACAUAAUUGCCGGAGAAGAAAUCGUUGACCUCCCCCGUUGCGCGGCUGUGAUCAUUGUUCUGGUGUAAUGGUUCUGUAAAGGUUUUUGAAAGCACAGCAAUGUAGGGCAUUUAUAUAUGUAUAAGCUAGCAAAUUUGGUGAAUCUAGUGUCAUCUGUUAGGUCAUUUGAAAGUUGUCCUCUGUCUAAUUUGUUCGUAUGGGAGCAAUGGAAAUGAGGCGGUACUUUGAAGUUAUCCUUAGUGUAUCUUGUGGAACGUUGGUUAGUUUUCUGGCAAAAGAAUCCUUCAUUUGCUACAGGUUGUGAAUAACGUCUUCACUGCAUUAAGAAAUUAAGUUAUUUUAUCUUA
Molecule: messenger RNA, 1247 nt
Organism: Arachis duranensis
Lineage: Eukaryota; Viridiplantae; Streptophyta; Magnoliopsida; Fabales; Fabaceae
Product: E3 ubiquitin protein ligase RIE1
Exons: 6
Coding region: 1-849 (282 amino acids)
Source: RefSeq, a predicted model, not a curated record